Galendromus occidentalis (western predatory mite) is the source of this 642-nucleotide messenger RNA. RefSeq lists its product as uncharacterized. The record is from RefSeq and is a predicted model, not a curated record. The transcript has 3 exons. The annotation marks the transcript as partial. Lineage: Eukaryota; Metazoa; Arthropoda; Arachnida; Mesostigmata; Phytoseiidae.
GACGGCAAGAGAACAUCUAUCAAAGACCUCACCUCAAAGUUUGACGAAGCCAACGUCGGGCCUGUACCCCAGGUGAUCAACCUCGCUGGCAAACCUUUCUCGAACGGAAGCAAACUAUCCGCGAGUAGUCUAAGCAAAGACGACGUAGAUGCCAAGACAAACGAAGGCCCAUCUGCACGAAGCGAGAUCUCGCAGAAGUUGGAGGCGGAAAUCUUGGAGCUGCGUGCUGAAGUCAAGAGGCUACGUGAACACAGUGUGUCCAAGGAGGAGUUCAACAAUCUAGUGUCACAGAUGAAGACACUGCAGGAGACGAUGGAGUCGAACAGGGCGCACUAUUCGAAGAUGGUGCGCGAUCUCAUGGCCGAGGUGGACGAGGAGAAGAAGCAGAGGAUGACUCUACAAGUGGAAAUCGAUCGGCUUAAGAAAAUUACUGUAACUGUCUAAUUCAUAAUGAGCAAACAAACAUGCAACCAAACAAACAGACAUAGACAAUAAGGACUGAGCGUAUGAUGAGUGAUGUUGGAUCGAACGACCGAGCUCGGGCUCUGAAGCGCGCAGCGGCGACCGAAGUGCCGCUGCUUGCCGCGAAAAAUGGGCUCACGAGAAAAAAGAGUUGAUAUCCACUUUUGUCCUCUCUUCCGC